UGGAGGAGCCGCGCUCCUCCCUGCAGGUGUGCGCACGCUUGUGUGUUGGAAAAACAUCUGCGAACCUGUCGCGCUGCUUUCCGUGGGUCAGCCUGGUCUGUCUCGCACGGACCUCGAAAACACCCCAGAGCAGUGCCCGCCCGGAGCUGGCUCUGCGAGUCGCGGGUCCUCAGCAGCGCCACACGGACACGGACACCGAGGGAGGCGGGCAGCCCGUAUGCAAAUGUCCGAGGGGCCCAGGGCUGCCCCUCCCGUUGGGAUAAAAGGCGGGGCGGGGCGCGCACCGGACCGUAGAAGCCGCUGCCUCCCGGGAGCCGGCGGUGCGCUCCGGCCGAGCCUCCCGCCCCGUGUCCCCCGCCGCGCGUCGUCUACAGCCCAGACAAUCUCCCGCCGCUCCUGACUUAGAAACAUGUCCGAGUUUUGGCUUAUUUCGGCCCCUGGCGAUAAGGAAAACUUACAAGCUCUGGAAAGGAUGAACCAUGUCACCUCAAAGUCCAACCUGUCCCACAACACCAAGUUUGCCAUCCCUGACUUCAAGGUGGGGACCCUGGACUCCCUCGUUGGUCUCUCUGAUGAGCUGGGGAAACUCGAUACCUUUGCUGAAAGCCUCAUAAAGAGAACGGCGCAGAGUGUGGUGGAGGUCAUGGAAGACUCCAAGGGCAAAGUCCACGAGAACCUCCUGGCCAAUGGAGGUCUGAAGGAAAAGAUGAAAUGUUUAAAGAUUGACCUGACAUCCUUCGUGACACACUUCGAGUGGGAUAUGGCCAAAUACCCUGCCAAGCAGCCGCUGGUGAGCGUGGUGGACACACUGGCCAAGCAACUGGCACAAAUCGAGACAGACCUGAAGUCCCGCACAGCCGCGUACAGCGUUCUGAAGGCCAACCUGGAGAACCUGGAGAAGAAAUCCACGGGGAACCUCUUCACUCGGACACUGAGCGAUAUCGUCAGCAAAGAAGACUUCGUACUUGAUUCGGAAUAUCUUAUAACCUUGCUGGUCAUCGUUCCCAAGUCAAGCUAUGUACAGUGGCAGAGGACAUAUGAGUCCCUAUCCGACAUGGUGGUCCCUCGGUCAACCAAGCUGAUCGCCGAGGACAGCGAGGCCGGCCUCUUCACAGUGACUCUCUUCCGCAAAGUGACCGAAGAUUUCAAAGUUAAAGCCAAAGAAAACAAGUUCAUUGUCCGGGAAUUUUACUACGAUGAAAAAGAAAUUAAAAGAGAAAGGGAGGAGAUGAACAGGUUGCUGUCUGAUAAGAAACAACAGUAUCAAACUUCCUGUGUUGCUCUUAAAAAGGGAUCAGCCACCUACCGGGACCACAAGGUUAAGGUAACCCCGCUAGGUAACCCUGCUAGGCCCGCUGCGGGGCAGACCGACAGAGACAGAGAGGGCGAGGGUGAGGGACCUCUGCUGCGCUGGCUCAAGGUGAACUUCAGCGAGGCUUUUAUUGCCUGGAUCCACAUAAAGGCCCUGAGAGUAUUUGUGGAGUCUGUGCUCAGGUAUGGACUUCCAGUGAACUUCCAGGCUGUACUCCUGCAGCCCCAGAAAAAGUCAGCCACCAAGCGCCUGAGAGAGGUGCUCAACUCCGUCUUCCGGCACCUGGAUGAGGUCGCCGCAGCCAGCAUACUGGAUGCGUCUGUGGAAAUCCCUGGACUGCAGCUGAGCAACCAGGACUAUUUCCCCUACGUGUACUUCCACAUCGACCUCAGCCUUCUGGACUAGGUGGCCAGCCUGUCUCACUGCAGCCUCAGACCGUGCUCUAAGCCGGACAACCACGUCCUGCAGGAUUCUGACUCACGAGAUACUCACAGACGUUAGUUAAGAGUGUAUUUAUUUUUUUAAGUUACAAUAAAAUGCUCAGUUCUGAGUC
Messenger RNA from Peromyscus californicus insignis, 1865 nucleotides. It is a transcript of the gene Atp6v1c2, whose product is annotated as ATPase H+ transporting V1 subunit C2. The record is from RefSeq and is a predicted model, not a curated record. The coding region runs from base 410 to 1717 and encodes 435 amino acids. NCBI's taxonomy places the organism in Eukaryota, Metazoa, Chordata, Mammalia, Rodentia, Cricetidae. The transcript is spliced from 16 exons. Gene Ontology annotation, molecular function: proton-transporting ATPase activity, rotational mechanism. Gene Ontology annotation, cellular component: vacuolar proton-transporting V-type ATPase, V1 domain; lysosomal membrane. Gene Ontology annotation, biological process: proton transmembrane transport.